Messenger RNA from Clavispora lusitaniae ATCC 42720, 2607 nucleotides. RefSeq names its product mannose-ethanolamine phosphotransferase (gene GPI7). Gene Ontology annotation, biological process: GPI anchor biosynthetic process. Lineage: Eukaryota; Fungi; Ascomycota; Pichiomycetes; Serinales; Metschnikowiaceae. The record is from RefSeq and is a predicted model, not a curated record. Gene Ontology annotation, cellular component: endoplasmic reticulum membrane.
AUGAUGACAACGUGGUGGAGCCUUUUGGCUAGCUGCUUGCUUCAGAUAUUAGGGUUUUGCAUCUUUCUCAAAGGUUUCUUUCCGUCAAAAGUGGUAUUAGAUGGGUUUAGUGAGUUCAGUGAUCUGUACUCCCCUUUUAAUGUAGAUGGAAAGGCCCAGUUUGACAAGGUGAUCUUCAUGGUUGUUGAUGCCAUGAGAUCUGAUUUCAUGUUUUCUGAAAAUUCGAAUAUGAAGUAUUUUCACUCAUUAGUAUCAGAAGGCAACGCUAUACCGUUUACAGCAUAUUCAAAUCCUCCUACUGUCACCCUUCCGAGAUUAAAAGGCAUCACGACGGGCGGAGCGCCCAGCUUCGUUGACGCCAUAUUAAAUGUUGCUGAUGAUAAAGAUGAUUCUCAAGGACUCUCCAAAACGGAUUCGUGGAUAUCUCAAUUCAAGCGUAAAGGGCUGAACCUUCACUUUUAUGGGGACGACACUUGGCUCAAGCUCUUCCCUCCUUCAGAGUUUUUUGACAAAUAUGAAGGCACAAACUCCUUUUUUGUUAGUGAUUUCACAGAAGUGGACUUCAAUGUGACCAGGCAUUUGGACUCGGAAUUGAAUGAUUCCACAUGGGAUGCACUCAUUUUACAUUACCUCGGAUUAGAUCAUAUUGGCCACAAAGGGGGUCCCGAAUCGGUGUAUAUGAAGCCGAAACAAAUGGAGAUGGAUGACGUGCUUAAACGAAUUUAUGAAUCUGUCUUAGCAAAGUCAGAAAAUACUUUGAUGGUUUUAUUAGGUGACCAUGGAAUGAAUGAGAUCGGAAACCAUGGUGGCUCUUCUCCAGGUGAAACGCAUCCAGGAAUGGCCUUCAUUUCAUCAAAGUUCUCUCAGUCACUAUCAAAAAAGCCCUUCCCGGUCUCUGGUACUGAAAAUUAUGAGUAUUACUCAGUGAUUUCACAGAUAGACCUAGUACCAACUUUGGCUUCCUUGCUUGAUUUCCCAAUUCCUAAAAAUAACUUAGGCAUAAUAAUUCCUGAGUUUUUAGAUCUAUGGGGCAAUGAGGUACAACAGAACAGAAUCCUUUUGGAGAACUGUAAUCAGUUGAUGAAACUAUUAACUUCAAAAUUCUCUCCUGAAGCUGAAGAAUUACAGAACUUCGAGGUUUUGCUUUCACGUCUUCAAGAGACAACAAAAAGUGGAAAGGAAGAGUAUUAUUCCUUCCUAACUAGAGCACAAGAAUUGUUAGCCGAAUCAGCUACAAACUACUCGUAUUAUGAUAUUUGGUUUGGCGUGAUUUUGAUAAUGUUCUCAUUCAUUUUAUCUUCCCUCCAACUCAUCAAUUUCUUUGAAUGUGACCAGCGAGUAUACUGUGGGGCAAAUGUUGUAUUUGUAUUGUCUACUCUCGUUUACUCCUUUCAUUUCCAUGGUUCUUCAUUAAUUGAAGAAGAGUAUCAGAUUUGGUGGUUUUUGACGAUAACUUUCCUUUCAUUCUUUCAAAUUUCUGUUAAGCCAAAAAAAUUUAGCCUUUUUGUGAAAUGUUUACUUGGAGUACGGGUUAUACGCGCAUGGAGCAAUACGGGUCAGAAAUUCAGCACUCCAUUGACCGUUUCCACAACACUUUGCAACUUUCCCAACGUUUUGUGGUCUUUGAACUGUUUGACUUAUGUGACCAUAUCCUGGUUGGUAGCCUUUGAAGGUGGCUGGCAAAAUCUAUUUUCACGAGAUAAAUCAAAACUACCGACAAAAGCUUUAACAAAGCUUGUUGCUUGGGUAAUAGCUUUAAGCAUCAGUAUCCCUUCGUUCAUAUUCAAGAGUUGCCAAUAUUACAUUGAUGGGAAAGAUACCCCCGUUUGGAUGAAAUUUCUGAUUGAGAUAUUUACUUCGUUACUCGAAAUUGAGGCCGAUGACAAGAAGGAGAUUCAGAGGGUUAAUAUCAGUCUCUCUAAAACAUUUUUUGCAAUUUUUGUUGCAUUUUUCGCGUUGCGUAUUCUUAUCAACCAAUGGCACAACAACAUUAGAUCUACUUUGAUUACUGAUUUGGUCAACAUGAUCACAUUUUUACUUAUUCAUCAGUCUAAGGCGGAAGUUAUUCCCCUCUUCUUAGUGUUUUUAAGUGUAAGACAUUCUUUUCGGGGACUCAUUAAAGAAUCUACUUCGUUGAACAUCAAUGAGAAGGUUUUAUCUAUCACUGCUUUCAUGUUGUGUAUGCAAAAUUUGUCGUUCUUUUCAAUUGGAAAUACCAAUCUGCUUGCAACAGUAGAUUUGUCCAAUGCAUAUAACGGUAUUGCAGAGUAUGAUGUCUUCUUAGUGGCCUUCAUGACAUUCAUCUCGAAUUAUGCAGUGGUCAUUUUUUGGUCAUUUACGGCACUCGAACUCAUCUUUGUUACAGUUGGGGAAUUAGCUCCAACCAAUUUCAAAACCCAAUUCAGAAACGCGAUCCUUGGGCGCUCCAUAUUGACGACAUUUUUUUAUGGAUUAUCUAUGAUGAGCUUAGUUGGUUCAUGUAUUAACUUGAGAUUUCACUUAUUCAUCUGGUCCGUUUUCAGUCCAAAAUUACUAUACUUUGCAAGCUGGUCCAUCUUAGUUAACAUUGGUAUUGACAUCAUUAUUGCCAGUUUAUUCUCUAUUUAA